AUGAGCAGGAAUCAAGAUGUGUUUCCCGUUUUGGAUCUACAGGAAUUGGUUAUAUGUUUACAAAGCUGCGAUUUUGCCCUAGCUACGCAGGAAAAUAUCUCUAGGCCCACUUCAGACUACAUGGUAACGCUUUACAAACAAAUCAUCGAGAACUUCAUGGGUAUUUCUGUAGAGUCGUUGCUGAAUAGUAGUAACCAAGAAACAGGUGAUAGCCACUUACAAGAGGAAAACGAGAACAUUUAUUCCGACACGUUAAAUGUUCUAGUAUUGAACAAAAUUUGCUAUAAGUUCUUCGAGAGCAUAGGUGUCCAAGAUUUCAAUAUGACGGAUUUAUACAAGCCGGAAGCCCAACGGACACAGCGUUUAUUAAGUGCUGUGGUGAAUUACGCUCGUUUCAGAGAGGAGCGGAUGUUCGAUUGUAAUUCUUUUAUUCUUCAAAUGGAAUCAUUAUUGGGGCAGCUUCGGUCUAAAUUCGAUGAUUAUAACUUAAUUCAACAACAGUUAAAGCAGUAUGAGGACGUGGAUGGGGAUAAUAUACCUGAUGAGCGGGAGCUGCAAAAAUUGGAAGAACAGAAUAAAGAGCUGGAAAUUCAGUUGAAAAAAUUGACGAAGAUCCAAGAAACUUUAUCUAUAGAUUAUAAUGACUACAAAAUCUCCAAGCAGUCAAUCUUCAAAGAUUUGGAAGCCUUGAGUUUCCAAAUAGUGGAAUUAGAGUCUAACCGAGAUAAGCUGAUCAAAAUAUCCAAUACAGACAUGGAAGAGUUAUCUGAGGGGAUUAAAGAGUUAAAUGAUCUGUUGAUACAAAGGAAAAAGACUUUAGACAAUUUGGCCGCACAACAGAAAAAUUUGCAAGGUACAGUGACAACGUUUGAAACUAUAAUUAGCGAACUUUAUGAUGUGCUGAGAAUAAUUUCAAGCGAGGUACAAGAAUCUAAUCGAACUGAAACGGAACUGGUAGGAUUAAAGCAGAAUUUAAUUAACAAUAAGUUGAAAUUGAUGAAUGUAUUGGAAACAGGUAUUCUGUACAAAUUAGAAAUCUUGCAAGAACAGUUAGAUUUGCAACUAAAAAAUUUGGAAAAGCUAUCACAAGACACUAAAGAAAAAUCGCGCCUAAAUGAUUCUAAAUUGAUGGAUCUACAAAUUAAAUAUGAAAAUGAAAUCAAACCCAAGAUUGACAAAACGGACAUUUUCAUUCAAGACGAGCUGAUCAGUGGUAAAAUCAAUAAGUUAAAUGAUGAAAUUAAACAAUUACAAAAAGAUUUCGAAGUUGAAGUUAAAGAAAUUGAGAUCGAAUAUUCUUUAUUAUCUGGUCAUAUUAAUAAAUACAUGAAUGAAAUGCUCGAAUAUAUGCAAUAG
Saccharomyces paradoxus is the source of this 1356-nucleotide messenger RNA. RefSeq names its product kinetochore-associated Ndc80 complex subunit NUF2 (gene NUF2). Gene Ontology annotation, molecular function: protein-containing complex binding. NCBI's taxonomy places the organism in Eukaryota, Fungi, Ascomycota, Saccharomycetes, Saccharomycetales, Saccharomycetaceae. Gene Ontology annotation, biological process: mitotic spindle organization; attachment of mitotic spindle microtubules to kinetochore; kinetochore organization. The record is from RefSeq and is a predicted model, not a curated record. The transcript has a single exon. Gene Ontology annotation, cellular component: kinetochore; Ndc80 complex. Bases 1 to 1356 code for a protein of 451 amino acids.